Molecule: messenger RNA, 691 nt
Organism: Aaosphaeria arxii CBS 175.79
Lineage: Eukaryota; Fungi; Ascomycota; Dothideomycetes; Pleosporales
Exons: 1
Coding region: 87-608 (173 amino acids)
Source: RefSeq, a predicted model, not a curated record
GGUGCUCUCUAUAUGAGAACCUUUCGCCCCACUAUAUUUUACCUCUGCUUCCAGACAAAGACAACGCAAGCAGUCUUACAACAACCAUGAGGUUAUUCAAUCCGAAUUUCAUUGUUGCCUCCGGAAUCUGGACCUCCGUAGUCACUCUCGCUCUCCCGGCCAAUGUUCACAACGUCUCCCUUACCGGUGAUGGUCAUCGCCGUCUACAAGCUCGUGGGUUUCUACCCCCUCCCUCAAGCGACGAGGAAUGGGCGAAAUACUUGUGCAAGGGCGAAAAGCUUCUCACGAUGAUGAAUAGUGAUGAUAGGACUGCUGGAAGAAUGCUUGAGCCACCACAGGGAUCUGCUGCUAGUCAAUUCACCAACUUUCCCGGCGAGUUCGACAAGUGGUUUUACCAACCUUUCAACGAUGACCAGACAGACCUCGGCGAGUACUACUAUGGUCUUUCAGACGCAUUGAAGGAUAUGGGUAUCUCUAGGCGCCGGGACGAUUGGUCAUUUCUGAGGGCCACACAUGGCGAUCGUCGACCGGGUGCGCCGAACCUCAAUGACCAGACUUAUGUGGUCAAUGGCCAUACUUAUCGGGUAAGAAUGAUAUCGCUACUUUAACUCCUGCUCGCGCUAAUAGUAUACAGGCAACUGGUGCCGAGUUCGUGGUACCCACAAACGCAAAAGAUGGAGGUAAGUUCACU